Messenger RNA from Plasmodium malariae, 99 nucleotides. The record is from the annotation of a RefSeq genome assembly. Lineage: Eukaryota; Apicomplexa; Aconoidasida; Haemosporida; Plasmodiidae.
AUGAAAGAAAUUAUAUUAAAUUAUUAUUUAAAUUGUAUAUUUUAUAAAAUUAAUUUUGUUAAUAGAAAUAUUAUAUUAUUUAUUCUAAAAUAUUUUUAA